Molecule: messenger RNA, 1519 nt
Organism: Sclerotinia trifoliorum
Lineage: Eukaryota; Fungi; Ascomycota; Leotiomycetes; Helotiales; Sclerotiniaceae
Source: the annotation of a GenBank genome assembly
UUUUAAUUUCCCUAAGAAGGAAACUAUUGAAAUAUUGAAAUAUUGAAAUAAAUACUCUUUUUGUAUUUUUCCUUUUCUUUUUUGAUUCGAAAAAGAGUAGACUUUAUUACUUUACAUCCAAUUCAAAAUCUCCUCAAAAUGGUAGACACAAAGAUUUAUCAAGCCAGUACAACGGCUCCAGUUAAUAUCGCAGUAGUCAAGUAAGUAAAGCUACCCCUCUACGCAAUCUCAUUGUUCUUAACUCUAUUGUCCUUCUCAACGCCCUUAAUUAACACAUUCUCUCAUCCACCAGAUAUUGGGGAAAACGUGAUGCAAAGCUAAAUCUCCCAACAAACUCUUCCAUCUCAGUAACCCUAUCCCAAAACGACCUCCGCACCCAUACCACUGCCUCUUGCUCUUCCACCUUCACCGAAGAUACCCUCCUCCUCAAUGGCUCUCCCCAAGAUAUUUCCAAUGCCCGAAGUCAAGCCUGUUUCCGCGAACUUCGCUCCUUACGUUCUGCUCUCGAAGAAUCCGAUUCUUCCCUCCCAAAACUCGCAUCUUAUCCCCUAAAAAUCAUCUCGGAAAACAACUUCCCCACUGCUGCAGGUCUCGCUUCAUCUGCUGCUGGGUUUGCGGCGCUCGUUAGAGCUAUUGCGAACUUGUAUGAGUUGAAAUCCAAUCCUACUGAACUAUCGAGAAUUGCGAGACAGGGCAGUGGUUCUGCUUGUCGUUCUUUGUUUGGUGGUUAUGUGGCUUGGGAGAUGGGCCAGAAAGAAGAUGGAUCUGAUUCUGUUGCUGUGGAAGUGGCGCCCGCUUCCCACUGGCCUACUAUGCGCGCUCUGAUUCUCGUAGUUUCUGCGGAGAAAAAGGGUGUUUCUAGUACCUCUGGUAUGCAAAUCACAGUAGCGACAUCGAAACUUUUUAAACAGAGAGCAGAGAAUGUAGUUCCCGAACAUAUGAAGGAAAUGGAGAAAGCGAUUAAAGAGAAAGAUUUUGAGGGCUUUGCGAAGGUCACCAUGAUGGAUAGUAAUAGUUUCCACGCAACGUGUUUGGAUACAUUCCCACCAAUUUUCUACUUGAAUGAUGUUAGUAGGGCAGCCAUUAGAGCUGUUGAGGAUAUUAACAAAGCGGCUGGAAAGACGGUUGCGGCGUAUACUUUUGAUGCGGGUCCAAAUGCUGUUAUUUAUUUUGAGGAGGAGAACAUUGAGUUGGUGGCUGGUGCGUUGAAGAGUGUGUUGGAGGGUGUAGAUGGAUGGAAUGGAAAGGAGGUAGAAAGCAAGAGCGCGGAGCACAUUGAUGAGAGGGCACAAAAGGUUCUGAAAGAUGGUGUCAGCAGGGUUAUUUUGACUGGUGUUGGCGGUGGUCCUGAGAUGACUGAGAAACAUUUGACUAGUUAAUUUGGAAGUGAGUCCCUAAUAGAAUUGGGAUGAGUUUGGAGGAGGAACGAACAUUAAAUUUGCAAGCGCAUUUGUAAAAGAUAUCCUUUGCAGCUAGUAAAAACAAUACAAUUGAAGCACUAAUAUACAUAUACACCCUC